AUGAGCGAGCUAAAGAAACGCUCAGCUGUCGAGUGUUCGGGUGACCUGAAGCGCCACACGGCGCAACCGCCCAAUGAUGAGGAGAACUUGGUGUUCGAGGACCCUUUUGGAGACGACGUGGAAGACGAGGAGAUGGUCGAGAGCGACGACGAGAACGAGGAGGUCGUGGACGGGGAACGAGCUGCUGAUAACGACGUGGACAUGGAAGGGAACGAGCAGACGGACAAGCAAGCGAAGAAGGUGUUCAUGCCUGGCGUGGACAAGCUGCAGGACGACGAGGUGCUGGACUACGACAGUAGCGCCUAUGACAUGUACUACGCGAUGACGGCCGAGUGGCCUUCGCUUAGCAUUGACGUCGUGCGCGACGAUCUUGGUCCUAUGCGGUCUCGCUUCCCGAUGACGAUGUUUGUGGUGGCUGGCACACAGGCAACCGACACUGAUGAGAAUCACAUCACAGUCAUGAAGAUGUCGGAGCUGCACAAGACCAAGCACAACGACGACUUGGACUCGGACGGUGAAGACUCUGACGACGAUGACGAGACCGAAGGAGACCCAGUGCUCGAGUCCCGUUCUAUUCCACACACUGGUGGCGUCAAUCGUAUCCGUUGUAUGCCGCAAUCUUCGAAUAUAGUCGCCACCUGGUCGGACCGCAAAAAGGUCCACCUUUGGGAUAUCAGCAAGCAACUCGAGUCGCUGGAUGGCAAGGCGAGUGCUGCUUUGCCAGCCAAGCAAGCACCUGUUUACACGUUCUCUGGACACGCUGAUGAAGGUUUUGCCAUGGACUGGUCUUCGGUGGAGACCGGUCGACUCGUGACGGGCGACUGCAGCAAGUUUAUCUAUCUCUGGGCCAACUCGGAGAGUACGUGGACUGUUGACAAGGUGCCGUUUACAGGCCACAAAAGCUCAGUAGAGGAUCUGCAGUGGAGCGUCACCGAGGCGUCAGUGUUCGCGUCGUGCUCGUCCGACCGCACUGUUCGAAUUUGGGACACCCGGCGGAAGGCUGGAAGUAUGCUGGAUGUUGCUGCGCAUGAGGAUGAUGUAAAUGUGAUCACGUGGAACCGGAACGUUGCGUAUCUGUUGGCGUCUGGCUCGGACGAUGGCUCAUUCAAGAUUUGGGAUCUUCGUAACUUCAAGAGCGAUAACCCAGUGGCGCACUUUAGGUACCACACGGCACCAGUCACAUCGAUCGAGUGGCAUCCGACCGAUGAGUCGGUACUUGCUGUGUCUGGUGCUGACAACCAGAUCUCGGUUUGGGACAUGUCCGUAGAAGAGGACGCAGAGGCUGUUGGGCCUGUUGAUGGCGAAAACGGCGAGGCCAAACUGGACUUGCCACCGCAGUUGCUGUUCAUCCAUCAGGGUCAGACUGACAUCAAGGAGCUGCAUUUUCAUCCGCAGUGCCCAGGUGUGCUCGUGAGUACAGCUAGCGACGGCUUCAAUGUGUUUAAGCCCGCUAAUAUUUCAUAA
This is a messenger RNA of Peronospora matthiolae, 1464 nucleotides long. The record is from the annotation of a GenBank genome assembly. NCBI's taxonomy places the organism in Eukaryota, Oomycota, Peronosporomycetes, Peronosporales, Peronosporaceae.